Molecule: messenger RNA, 3746 nt
Organism: Pteropus alecto (black flying fox)
Lineage: Eukaryota; Metazoa; Chordata; Mammalia; Chiroptera; Pteropodidae
Gene: TMC5
Product: transmembrane channel like 5
Exons: 20
Coding region: 1-2919 (972 amino acids)
Cellular component (GO): plasma membrane
Molecular function (GO): mechanosensitive monoatomic ion channel activity
Source: RefSeq, a predicted model, not a curated record
AUGUCCGCCUGCUACAGGAAUAAUGGGUAUGAGGAAGACCCAGAUUACCCUGAGUAUUCAGCAUCUUGGAACCGCAUGCGAGGGUAUUUGAAAACUCAGGAUCAUCCGUAUUCUUCAGAUCCUCUGAACAACUCAGAUUUCUCUAAAACCAGAAGCGACCCAUACUCUGCAGGCUCCAGAAGUUCAGACUAUCCCAAAUCUCUGCCUGAGCCAGAUUAUAAUGAAUCUUGGAGCAGUCCAUACCAUCCAGGCUUAUCCAGAGAGCCAGACUACUCUGAAUCUCAACAAAACCCUGACUUUGCAGGUUCCAGAAGCAAUGGAAACUAUGCAGGCUCCAGAACAAAUGCUGCUUAUUUUGGCUCCUUUGGAGAACCAGAUUAUCAUGGAGCUCAGGGAAACUCUAACCGUCUUGGCCCUAGAGUCAAUUCCAACCAUCCAGGCUCCAGAAGGAAUCCAGAAUAUGCUGGUUCCAGAAUCAAUCCAUACAGAGACACACUGGGAGAGCCUGAUUAUCUAGUUGCUGCGAAUCAACCUAACUCUUCAAACAGUUUUGGGAAACCAGACUAUCCCAAUGCUGAGGACUAUCGGAACUCUCCAAACUUUUGGGGAGAGCCUGAUUACACAAAUGCUGAGGAUGCUCGUGAUGAUGGCUCUUUAAAUGACCAGACUCUGCAGAUGACCAGGGAGGUGCUCAGCCAAACAUCUUCAAUCCAGCCUUCAUCUCAUCACGGGGGUGAUGGCCCCUUAGGCAUCCUUGUGAGAGAGAAUGAGUAUUACCCCGAAAGCAUUGAAAUGAGAUCCAUGGAGAUGGGCAAUCCAUACGGCCACUCUGUGUCAGGUGCUCCUGGCAGCGGCUAUGUGAACCCUGCGUAUGUGGGUGAAAGCAGCCCCGGCCCAGCUUAUGGAAACCCACUGUAUGGAAGUGACUGGCACAAGUCACCCCAAGGACAAAAGUUAAUUGCAUCUCUGAUAGCCAUGACAUCUAGAGACAGAAUGAAAGCCAUCAGGAAUCAGCCGAGGACCAUGGAAGAGAAACGGAACCUUAGGAAAAUGGUCGACAAAGAGAAAAGCAAGCAGCCCCAUCGUACCCUUGAACUCAGCUGCUGUGCUCAGUGUCUGAACUCCAUUUCACUGGCGUACCGGAGGCCCAGGAGCGGCCUGUCGGAGCUGCUCGAUUCCGUCAGCCUGUGGCAGAAGACGCUCAAAGUCAUCGGAGGCAAGUUUGGAACCAGCGUCCUGUCCUAUUUCAACUUUCUGAGGUGGCUUUUGAAGUUCAACAUUUUCUCGUUCAUCGUGACCUUCAGCUUCCUCAUAAUCCCUCAGUUAACCGUGGCCGAAAGGAACACCCUCCAGUUCACCGGACUGGAAUUUCUAACGGGGGCGGGUUAUUUUAGGGACACGGUGAUGUACUAUGGCUUUUACACCAAUUCUACAAUCCGGCACGGGAUCGGUGGCGCAUCUUACCACAUGCAGCUGGCCUACAUCUUCACGAUCGGAGUCUGUUUGGUCAUCUGCCUUUUCAGUUUGCUGUUCAGUAUGGCCAGGUAUUUCCGGAACAACUUCAUCAACCCUCACAUUUACUCCAGAGGGAUCACUAAACUUAUUUUUUGCUGGGACUUCACUGUCACUCACGAAAAAGCUGUAAAGCUGAAACAGAAGAAUCUUAGCACCGAAAUAAGGGAGAACCUGUCAGAAAUCCGUCAGGAGAAUGUCAAGUUAACACUCAAUCAGCGGCUGACCCGCUUGUCUGCCCACCUGGCUGCCUGGGUGGUCUCUACUGGAGUGGCUGUUGCUUGCUGUGUAGCUGUUUAUUACCUGGCUGGGAACAACUCAGAGUUUCUGGAGAACCACAGGAACCCCGGGGCAGUGCUGUUACUGCCUUUCGUCGUGUCCUGCAUCAACCUGGCUGUGCCACGCUUCUACUCGGCCUUCAGGCUGGUGGAGCGGUACGAGACGCCGCGGCAGGAGGUGUACAUGCUUCUGAUCCGAAACAUCUUUCUGAAAAUAUCAAUCAUUGGAAUUCUUUGUUACUAUUGGCUCAACAUUGUGGCCCUGGCUGGCGAAUCGUGCUGGGAAACUCUCAUUGGCCAGGAAAUCUACCGGCUCCUUCUGAUGGAUUUCGUGUUCUCCUUAGCGGAUUCCUUCCUGGGGGAGUUCCUGAGGAGAAUCAUUGGGAUGCAGUUUAUCAAGAGUCUCGGCUUACAGGAGUUUGACAUUGCCCGGAACGUCCUGGAACUGAUCUACGCCCAGACCCUGGUGUGGAUUGGAACCUUCUUCUGCCCUCUGCUGCCUUUUAUCCAAAUGAUUACUCUUUUCAUCAUGUUUUACGUCAAAAACAUCAGCCUGAUGAUGAAUUUCCAGCCUCCGAGCAAAGCCUGGCGGGCCUCACAGAUGAUGACUUUCUUCAUCUUCUUGCUCUUUUUCCCGUCCUUCACCGGGGUCCUGUGUACUCUGGCCAUCACCAUCUGGAGGUUGAAACCGUCCGCGGACUGCGGCCCGUUCCGAGGUCUGCCCUUCUUCAUCCACUCCAUCUACGGCUGGAUCGACACCCUGAGCAAACGGCCUGGCUACCUGUGGGUGGUGUGGAUCUACCAGAACCUCAUCGGCAGCGUGCACUUCUUUUUCAUCCUCACCCUCAUCGUGCUAAUCAUCACCUAUCUGUACUGGCAGAUCACAGAGGGAAGGAAGAUUAUGAUCAGACUGCUCCACGAACAGAUCAUCAAUGAGGGCAAAGAUAAAAUGUUCCUGAUAGAAAAGUUGACCAAGCUGCAGGAUGCUGAGAGGCGAGCAAACCCCACCUCGUCCGCCCUGGAACGAAGAGAUGUGGAGCAGCCAAGCCCUUUGCAUGUCAGGGAACAUGAUGCUGCUCAUGAUCUGAGAUUUAGGCGAUCGGUUCAAGAGGGUAAUCCAAAGGCCUGAUGAUGAUCGUCGUAGCCAGACACCAAUCAAGUAAGGAGAGAAGACGAAAAAGGAACAACUUCUUCCUUGACACCUGGGCCUUUCGGAGCUUUCCAGAGGGGACUUCAGAGCAUUUGCCAGGGGUGGAAACUGACCACAGUGUCAAUCCGGAAGUAAAAUUGGUCACUCUCUGCUGGUACUUCACCCCGAAUUGCAGAUUUUUCAAGAGAAAAUAUUUGGGAUUUUCUAAUAAAAAUUCUUGUCCUAUUUCAACUAGUUCACAAAAACCUGGGAAGAGCAAACCUGGGAAUGAUGUAUUUUAUCUUUAAGACAUGUGCACAUGGAUUAUUGGUCCUUAGAAAUCUCUCCUCCCGGAUCUCCCAGACCUGGCAAAGGUUUGGAAACUGGCACUGAGACUAGUCCAGCCUGACUAAAACUGUCAUCCUCAGCCUGCGCCAUGACACCUCUGGAUUGUGGAACUUGCAUUUGUUCAUGACUCUGAUCUAAAGGCAUCCCAUGUUACCCAGACGCGAAAUAUAACCAGCGGUCUCAUCUGAACUUUACUGCAUAUUGAGUCCAUGAGUCUCUGGGGUCGGACUGGGAUUGGGAGGUGUGUGGACUGGGACUCUGCCCCGUGAGGUUCUAUAAGUGACCGGCAAAGUCUUACACUGAACCAAACAUGAGACCAAUGAUGAUGUGUAGAAUAUAGAUGUAUAUGAGUGUGGAAAGAAUAUAUAUGUGUGUAAUACACACACAAGGCAUGUGACUGUACUUAAAACUGAAGGGUCCAGCAGAAAGGUACAAUUACCAAAUUACUCAGGGGGGAGAAGUCUCCUUUUUGAGUAAUC